UGUCGUUGCAAUUCGUGCCCAGAGGCCAGAGCCCUAAAACGGAACUCUGAAGUCCGAACUCUGAAGUCCCAACCUCAAAUUCCCCAACUUUGGCGGUCCUUUCUCUCUCUUGUUUUUCUCCCGGCUGAACACACUUCCACCACUUUCUCUUCUCACUCUUCCUUCAACUUUCAACUCUCGUUCUCUCUCUUCUUUCUCAUUCAUCAUCAUCUAUUUAAUUCCAAAUUCAAACUUAAAAUUAAACUUCAUAAAAGGUUGCGUAAACUCACCGUGGAUUGAAAUUAUCGAUUUUUUUGGUUGAUAUUAUUGAAUUUUUAUAUAAUUUGGGAACAAAAGCUAUAAAAAUAGGAUUUUUUUGGGGGUUUCAGAAUUAGGGUUUUUAGAGAGUAGGGUAAUGGUGGUGGAAGAGGAGGAGAAGAAGAGGUGAUGGAGAACGCGGAGUUGGAUGAACCAGAGAAGAAAAGACCUCAUUUGAGCAGUGUUUCUUCCCCAAUGGCUCGGAACUCCAAUCUCUCUCCUGAUAAUAAAGCGGUUGAUGCAGCUGUCCUCCAAUACCAAAAUCAAAAACUUGUACAACAACUUGACGCGCAGAAACAUGAGCUGCAUGAUCUUGAAGUCAAAAUCCAAGAACUUAAAGAGAGGCAAUCCUCCUACGACGAUAUGCUAACAACUGUGAAGCAAAUAUGGAACCAGAUGAUUGAUGAUUUAGUUUUGCUUGGGGUUAGAGCUGGCGGAGGCAUAAAUAUAUUGCAAACUUUAGAUUCUGAAGACUGCUCUCAAGGUUCAUUCACCUCAUGUCCUGCGGAGCAUAUAUUUCUCUGCAGCCUUCUAAAAGUUGAGUCUGUCGAGCUGAAUGGUAGAGAUGAUUAUAUUAAAUAUAUACAAGAAAUUCUUGACCAGCGUCACUCUUCAACUUGGAAGUUACUGAAUUUCCUUGAAGACUUUGUGGAGGAUCAGAAGAAGAAGACCACAGACAUCUCUCAGGAAUUACAUGAAAAUCUUUCUACAGAAGCAGAUGCUACCAUUAAAUUGAACAAAAUUGAAGAUUUGAUGACAGAGGAGGCUAAUACUCUUCAUUUGGUCAUUGACGGUCUCCACCAAAAGCAUUUAGAGUAUGCUGAUAGAAUCCAAAGUUAUAUACAGAACCAGUCGGUGGAUGAAACUGAGAUUAAACAUAUUGCAGGUGAGCUGGAAGAAUUCAUGGCUGAGCUUGAAGAAAGCAGAAGAAAGCUUGUGAAUCUAAGAAUGCAGAAGAAUUUAGCAUCUGGGACUUACAGUCCAGCAACUGGGGUGAUGAAUGGCAGUUUGUCUCCGUUGAAGUUACCAGAUAGGUCAAUGGGUUUGCAGGAACUCAAAGAGUCAAUUGAGGAAGCUGAGAUAUUGGCAGCUGAUCGUCUUGCUGAGCUUGAGGAUGCACGUGAAGACCAUUCGAUCCUGUCGAAACAAUUGGAAGAAAUUGAGAGUGAAAUGAAGGAUGAUAAAUAUGUAUGCGCUUCUCGAUUGUACACUUUGCUAAAUGAUCAGCUCCACCAUUGGAAAGCUGAAGUCACACAAUACAAAGGGGUCACAGAUUCUUUGCAGUCAGAAAGGUCAUACCUCAUUAGAAGAGAGAAGGAGUUAGAGUUGAAAACAGAAUCAGCAGACAGUGCAAAAGCUGCUAUUGAAAACGCCGAGGCAAGAGUUGCGGAGUUAGAGCUGAAGCUCCAGAAUUCUGUUAUUGAGAAGAAUGAAGUUGAGGCUAAAUUGGAAGAAGCAGUUCAAGAUUCAGGAAGAACCGACAUUAAAUCUGAGUUUAGUGUGAUGGCCUCUGCUCUGUCAAAAGAAAUCGGAAUGGUUGAGGCUCAAUUGAAUCGAUGGCAAGAUAUUGCUCAGGAAGCAUUGUCCUUGCGUGGAGAAGCAGAAUCACAGAAGGCACUAUUAAAUGAAAAGACUAGUGAAGUGAAGGCCUUGGGAGAAAAAUGUGCUCAGCAGAUGGCGGAAAUCAAAUCCCUCAAGGAGUUGAUUGAGAAGCUGCAAAAGGAAAAGUUAGAACUACAAAUCUUUGUAGAUAUGCUUGGUCAGGGAAGUUAUGACAAUAGAGAUGUGAUGGAAAUUCAAGAAUCUGAACGAAGAGCUUGUGCACAAGCUGAGGUGUUGAAACAUGCUCUUGAUGAGCAUAAUCUAGAGCUAAGGAUUAAAGCUGCUAGUGAAGCCGAGGCUGCUUGCCAGCUGCGUCUCUCUGUUGCUGAAGCUGAAAUUGCUGAUUUAAGAGUUAAACUGGAUGAUACUGAAAGGGAUGUCUGUGAACUAACGGAAGCGAUUAAGAUGAAGGAUGCGGAGGCAGAAGCUUAUAUAUCUGAGAUUGAGACGAUUGGUCAAGCAUAUGAAGAUAUGCAGACGCAGAAUCAACACCUCUUGCAGCAGAUGACUGAGAGGGAUGAUUACAAUAUAAAGCUGGUGUCUGAUAGCGUGAAGACAAAGCAGGCUGUGAGUACUCUUCUCUCAGAGAAGCAAGCCCUGGCUAAGCAAUUUCAACAAGUGAAUGCAUCGCUGGAUUCACUUAAGACAAGAAUCUGCCAGAGUGAAGAGCAGAUGAAAUCUAUUAUGUCAGAGGCCUUGAACCAUUGCCAGGAAGACAGGCACCUCAUUGUUAGCCUAGAGAGGGCGAAGUGGGAAUUAUCAGAUGCCGAGAAGGAGUUAAAAUGGGUAAAAUCUGCUAUCGCUUCAUCUGAAAAGGAAUACGAGUAUGUUCAACGGAAGGCUGCUGAAAUUCAAAAGGACUUGGAGUCUGAAAGGCAUGACAGAAAGAAACUUGAGGAGGAGCUCGGAGAAUGGAAGGACAAGGUUGCUGAGAUGACUGCUGAAACUGGGGAGGCUGCAAUCCAGAGACUUCAAGAGGAAAUAAAGGAUUGCAAGUCUAUUCUCAAAUGUGGUGUCUGCUUUGACCGACCUAAAGAGGUUGUGAUUGUAAAGUGCUACCAUCUUUUCUGCAAUCAAUGUAUACAAAGAAAUCUUGAAAUUCGCCACAGGAAGUGCCCUGGUUGUGGUACUGCAUUUGGGCAGAACGAUGUUCGGUUUGUAAAGAUAUGAACUAAACCUGCUCAUAAGCCUCAAUAUUGUUUAAUUUGGUUGCUAAUAACCUAAUGCUUUGUAUGAUAGCGCACCACAAGAUUGUAACUGGCUGCCUAAAUGGCUAUGCCCCUUUGUAAAUAGCAAUUAGCGUAGCGAGCAAACCCCCCCUCCCCCCCUUCCCCUUUUUAGAAAGCACAGCUGAGAGGCUUAUCUCUCUUGUGUACUAUAGGAGAUUUUUAUUUAUGUGCCCAUAAUUGGGUAUGCUGAUGUAGAUAUCGCAUAUUAGAUCAUAUGUUUUAACCUCCACAGACCACAGAUAAUAAGAGCAGCGAUUUUCUUGAGCCUGCAA
Messenger RNA from Beta vulgaris subsp. vulgaris (sugar beet), 3400 nucleotides. Its product is annotated as E3 ubiquitin-protein ligase BRE1-like 2. The transcript is spliced from 20 exons. The record is from RefSeq and is a predicted model, not a curated record. Bases 427 to 3069 code for a protein of 880 amino acids. Lineage: Eukaryota; Viridiplantae; Streptophyta; Magnoliopsida; Caryophyllales; Amaranthaceae. Gene Ontology annotation, molecular function: ubiquitin protein ligase activity; metal ion binding. Gene Ontology annotation, cellular component: HULC complex; nucleus.